CAAAAUAACCUGUACAUGUACACACGGAUAAUUUUAUACGUUGUACUGAGUAUAUUUUACGGGGGAUAAUUUUAUACGUUGUACGGAGUAUAUUUUACGGUCACUUGGAGGAGAAGAAAACUUUCUCUUCUUCUCAUCUCAAGACUCUGAAAGUCGCUCGCUCAAUCUGAUCUCCAUGACGAAGCAGCAAGCUAACUGGUCCCCUUACGACAACAAUGGAGGAACAUGCGUGGCGGUAGCCGGCGCGGAUUACUGCGUGAUUGCGGCGGAUACUCGGAUGUCCACUGGCUACAACAUUCUCACUCGCGAUUACUCCAAAAUCAUUAAACUAGCGGAUAAAUGUGUGAUGGCCUCCUCAGGGUUUCAAGCUGAUGUCAGAGCUUUGCAAAAGGUCUUGGCAUCCAGGCAUUUGACCUAUCAACACCAGCACAAUAAGCAGAUGAGCUGCCCUGCUAUGGCUCAGCUACUUUCAAACACCUUAUACUACAAACGGUUUUUCCCUUACUACUCUUUCAAUGUCAUUGGUGGCCUUGAUAGUGAAGGCAAAGGGUGUGUUUUCACAUAUGAUGCUGUUGGAUCAUAUGAGAGGGUUGGUUACAGUUCUCAAGGUUCUGGUUCUACAUUGAUCACACCUUUCUUGGAUAACCAGCUGAAGUCUCCUAGCCCGCUCUUGUUGCCUGCCCAGGAUGCUGUUACUCCCCUCUCUGAGAGUGAGGCUGUUCAUUUAGUGAAGACAUGUUUUGCAUCGGCAACCGAGAGGGAUAUUUACACUGGUGACAGGUUGGAGAUAGUGAUAUUGAACUCCCAAGGGAUUCGCCAUGAAAACAUGGAGCUUAGGAAAGAUUGAGAUUUGGUCAAUGAUCUAUCUUUUCACCCUUUGUGUACCCUUGUGUUCAGAAUGCCUGCCAGGAUACUCAUAUUGUCUUUUCAAAUUUUAUGGAUGUGCUUGUAUUUAGGUUUUAAUUUAAACUACUUUCUUAGGAUCAUAAAAAUGGCAAACAGACUAUGGUUGUUUGGUUGAUCAACUGUCUCUAUGCGUUUUUAACAUGAAAAUGCAUGCUGAAGAAUGGGGAGUAAGCAUGUCAAUCUUCUAAUUAUCUUUCAUUCUUGAUCAAUAUUAUUUGUUAGGAAUUGGGGAAAAUGCAAAUUUACGAGGACAUGCACAUAAGAUGAUUUUUUUUUUGCACU
Molecule: messenger RNA, 1188 nt
Organism: Cuscuta europaea
Lineage: Eukaryota; Viridiplantae; Streptophyta; Magnoliopsida; Solanales; Convolvulaceae
Source: the annotation of a GenBank genome assembly